CUGUUCUACCCCCGCGCCCGCGCACCGUUUUAAAUAAAAACAUUGGAUAAUUUACGGACACAACCAUGCUGAAUCUUUCUCUGGUGCUGCGGGUGCAGACCUCCAGGCAUCUGGCGACUGCAGCCACAGCCACGGUAGCAGUGAAAAUAAAGCCGAGGGUAGAGAAGGCGCGGGAUAAACCAAAGCCGCUAAUCACAUGUGGUCGGACGCAGUUCAAUCUGAUGCAACACGAGCGGGCGGAUGCGAAGUUCGGGACAUUGGCCCUAGCGUCCAAGGGAUGGCUGCACAAUAAGUCGAAGGGCGACCACUUCACCCUGAACGCCAGCGUCAGUGGGGAGCAGCUGCAGCAGGAGAUGCAGAGCACGACGGGCAUCCUAGACAGUGGCCAACUGGCGCUCCACCCGAAGCUACUAGAAAACCUGCAGAAUGAACUCGGCAUCAAGAUGCUUACGGGAAUACAGGUCAAGGGCUUGCCAAUUGUCCACGGCAACUCCCAUGCCCUGAUUGCUGCCGAAACGGGGUGCGGCAAAACACUGACAUACAUGCUGCCCAUCCUGGACAGACUGCUGAAGCGGGAGAUCACAGAGCGAAGCUUCAACACGCCGCGAGCCUUGAUACUGACGCCGGGCCGCGAGCUGGCCACGCAGAUUGCCCAGGUGGCCGAGAACCUCUGCCAGGGCACAGAUCUCAAGGUGAAGGCUCUGCUGGGCGGCAGCACCAAGCAACUGAUGAUGAACCCGGAAUUCCAAGAGGUUGAUGUUUUGGUGGCGACGCUGGGUGCUCUCAGCAAGCUGGUGACAACGGGCAUCUACCGCAUGGAGCAGGUGCGCCAUGUGGUACUGGACGAGGCAGACACACUGCUGGACGACAGCUUCACUGACAAACUAACGUACUUUCUUAGGAGAUUCCCCUUCCACAUGGUCCAAAGGCAGGAUGCCCGGACAUUGGGCACUCAGCUUGUCCUGGCCUCGGCCACAAUGCCAACAAACAUUCGCGAGAUUCUGGAGCGCGUCAUCGACGUGGACACCAUUCAGGAGGUAGUAAGUCCGCAUCUGCACCACCUGAUGCCGCAUGUCACGCAGAAAUUCCUGCGCAUGCCAAAGGCGGAUCGGCCGGGCCAUCUGCUGACCCUAGUAAAGCAGGAUCUGGCCAAACGUCGCCCCAUCAUCGUGUUUAGCAACAAAUCGGCCACCAGCGACUAUGUGUCCAUCUUCCUGAAUAACAGCGGCGUAAACUGCCUCAAUCUGAACGGCGACAUGCUCAUGAAGAUCCGCCUGGGCCGCUUCGAGCAGUUUCAAAGCGGCCACUGCGACGUGCUCUCCACCACAGACGUGGGCAGUCGUGGUCUGGACACCACGAGGGCGCGUCAUGUCGUGAACUUUGACUUUCCCCUGCACGUCUCCGACUACAUCCAUCGCUGUGGCCGCAUCGGGCGAGUGGGAAACACGGACAAGUCGCUGGUCUCCAACUUCGUCUCCUCCCGCCGCGAGAUCGAUGUUGUCCAGAGAAUAGAGCAUGCGGCCCGCACCGGUGGACUGCUGCCGGAUGUCAAUGCCAACAUUGCGAAUAUCAUCAAGAAACGAUUAAUGGCCGAAAUGAAGGCGGCGGGCAUGUCGCUGCCACCCCAGGCCCAAGAAGAGCCCUUUUAGUUUUAUCUGUUUUGUUGAGAAUAAAAUGUGUUUUUAAACGCCAA
Molecule: messenger RNA, 1693 nt
Organism: Drosophila persimilis
Lineage: Eukaryota; Metazoa; Arthropoda; Insecta; Diptera; Drosophilidae
Gene: Dbp21E2
Product: probable ATP-dependent RNA helicase DDX28
Exons: 3
Coding region: 66-1649 (527 amino acids)
Biological process (GO): mitochondrial large ribosomal subunit assembly
Cellular component (GO): mitochondrion
Molecular function (GO): nucleic acid binding; ATP binding
Source: RefSeq, a predicted model, not a curated record